CCCCGAACUUUACUUCACAUUUCGCACGAUUCUUUCUGUCCUCCCCACCUCCUCCGUCUCGCAAAAUCGAAGGGAGUUAGGGUUCUGGCAAUGGCGGCGAAGGGAGGCGGAUGGGCGGGCGAGAUCCGCAUGGAGGUUGUUUUGCGCGACGGCAGCACGGCUGCGGUGUACCGGCUCGCUCCUCCUUGGGAGCGCACGGAGUCUACCGGUGGGGGCGCGGCGGCGGCGCCCACGGUUGCGGCGGCGCUCACGGGGGCUACGGCAUCACGCGCCGCCGUCCCGGCUCAAGCCGCUCGGCUGGUACUAACCAUUGCAAUUGCCGGCACUACCUAUUCCAUCUCGCUGCUUCCACCCGGCGAGGACGGCGAGGCCUCGUUGGCGCAGAGCACUACAUCGAUGUCGAUCCACCUUCAUCCAAUGGAGGACCGUGCAGCUGUCAGGGUUUACACAAUUGCAGGUGCUCGGAAGAAAUGGAGAACGAUUGGCUUCUACACAAUCUGCAGGAUUAUUUUGAAGGACAAUUUGCCAUCGUUCUCUACUGAACAACUUUUUGGCACUCAAGUUGUGCAGUUCAGUGUCAGGAGGUGUGAAGAGCUAUUAUUUCCACCCUUCCAUCUGAAGUUCAAGCAGGACUUCAAUUCUCUCAAACGACUAGGCAAAGGAACUGAGGGCGAGGUCUUCAAGUGCUCUUCCAACUUCGCUGAAUACGUUUGUGCUGUAAAAAAGGUUGUACCUUCAGAUCUUAUGAUCACGUCAACAAAUUCUGAGCCCAGCGACGUUACUAUCCUCAGUGAGCUCAAUCAUCCUAACAUAGUGAAGUUGCACCUUUGCUGGAAUGUACUUGGAAAAGACUAUUUCGGUCGUCCUGCUGAGGUGACAUUCACAUCUAUGCUGUUGUGUGACAGGACCUUAUCUACCUUCCUAAAGGAGAACUCACGAAUUGAGCUGGAUACUGCUAAUGACAUUUUCCGCCAAAUGAUGAUGGGCCUGCAGCAUGCACACCAGCAUCACAUCGUACACCAUGAUUUAAAGCCAGAUAAUAUACUGGUGGAUGAUAAUCAAAGGAUCAUGAUUUCUGAUUUUGGAACUGCCAAGAAGAAGGAAUCGCCCAACUCAAUGCUUCAGCCUGGCGUGAUUGGCAGUCUUCCAUAUAGCGCGCCAGAGGUUACAAACUUCCAUGAAUCUCAUGAUGAAAAAGCGGACAUUUUUUCCGCUGGGAUCAUCUGCUAUGAGCUAUACAUCCCUACUGUGGCUCAUAGAGAACAGAAAGUCAAGGAGAUGAGCAGGCGAAUUAGGCAAGCUAUGGCGUUAUGCCCACCCUGGAUUAAUUUUGAUCUUGAUUCUGCUUUGGAUGGGACAAAUCUUUUGGAUGAAUGGACUGGCGACUACUCUCUUCUGAAGUUAAUGCUGAAGCCCAAUGGUUCAGAACGACCUUCUGCCUCGGACAUCUUGGCCAGGCUACCAGGUCACACUGCAUAAGAUUUCAAAAGGAACUGAUUUUGAUCUCACUCUCAGAAUCAUUUUGUCAGCUCGAGGAUGAAUGUUAGAUAGCAGCGGGAGCAAGGGAUAUGUACAAACAACAAACAUCUAGUGGCGGACAAACAUGUAAAAAUAUGCCAGUUAGUGUUGGAGAAAACAGAGAAACGUCCACUUUGCAGAAUUUUCUUCUUUUUGCACGAUUGGUGAACUUCCCAUUCAAUCUUUUUUCCUUGUUGCACAAGCGUACAGAUGAACUGCCUAUUCAGGUAGCUCUAAGGAAGGAAGUGAAAACAUCUUUCCUGCUUUGAUUUUGCCAUUUGACAUUAGUGUACAUGAGAUGAGAUCA
This is a messenger RNA of Lolium perenne, 1825 nucleotides long. The record is from RefSeq and is a predicted model, not a curated record. Lineage: Eukaryota; Viridiplantae; Streptophyta; Magnoliopsida; Poales; Poaceae.